GCGAGAGGCGAAGAUCGCUUCAGGUCGACACAUCGCCACACUUUUCAGCGUCGCUUUGAGUUUCGGCGAAAACGGGCGUAAAGAGCUCAGUGUCCGUCGUCCGAUUGAAGUUCAGAGGGGGACCUCUGCAAUCGUACCACACGUUACGGUUGCUCUUUGCUGUCUGAGAAGGAGGAAACCCCUCCAACAGGGGAUUCCUAGGGUAACAAUCAGCUUGAAUGUCUGCAGCCAAGAUCCAACAGCCUGUUUACAAGGUGUACGAGCCCGGGUACCAUUCGCACCGGACAAUCAUCCUUGACGAGCAUAUUGAAUCGCCGGAAACUCUGACAAUCCGGCUGGAAGAGGAAGCGGCCCGAAACGGAGGAGACCUCGGCGGGGGAUGUCCGCCUGGUCUCCUGCCAAUGCCCAUGGCCGCGUAUAAGGCCCAGCCGCCCCAGCUGCAUGCAGGCUAUGCAGACUCGACCUACUCGCAAUAUCCUUCCCAGUCUUUUCCAACCCAGCAAACGGAAAAUGCGGCCUCGCAGCUCAAUCAGAUUGCUUUCGCGGCCAGCAAUGAGGCGGCGGGACAGUACCUCGCAACACAGGUGACGCCUGGGAUCAGCAUCAGCGUCCUUUCGUGUCGUCCGAACAGCGGUCUUGCGGGGACGAAGGUGUCAGUCAAAGCGACAUGCCAGUACGACCUUCUCGGAAGCGGCCUGGGCGCGCCCGCGCCGUUUGUGUCACUCGUCUUCGGAUCACAGAGAUGCGCUGCGCAAGUUUCCAGGGACUCGAGAGAUGCAAACGGCGUCUGCACUUACACCGUCGUAGCCGAGGCCCCGCCAUUCUUGAGCACGGGCUGCCCGUCCCUCAACAAUGUUCCCCUGACGCUCGCGCUGGAAAAUGGAAAUGGAGAGGAAAUGGCACGGGUCGGCAACGUUGGAGUCUUCUCAUAUCACGAGGGAGGGGGCACCUUGGGAGGGAAGGUGUCUGAUGACAGCAGCCCGCCCGACCUGGCUUCCCCCAAGACCCGAUCGCCUGCCCACCGUGCCAGCCCAACUCACCAAGCCUCGCACGGCCGAAGGAAGUCGGACAGUCCCCUUUCUCAUCACGGAUUGGCCGAGGAAACAGCUACCAACACAUACGGCUUUGGACCUAGCGUCACGGCCGCCAACGCCGCAGCACAACAAAUCCAAGCCCAAAGCCACGCACACGCCGAUUUUUCCGCUGCCGCGGCCGCAACCACUGGAGCCUACGGCCAAGGGAGCAACAGCAUGUUGUCCUCCUACCGCGGACCGUCCUUCGCGGAUCAUUACUCGCGCACGCCCUCGAUGCUCAGGUCACCGCAGGGGACGGGAUGGAUGUUCAACAACCAGCUAGACCACCCCCUCCGAGCGUCGUCUUCGGCCCUUGCACACGGUGCACACGUCCCCGUGUCUCGUUCGAGCCUGACACCGCUGCAGCACCCGCCAUCUACCACACCACAGCUUAUCCGGACCAGUACGUUGACCCAACCGGCAGGAGGAUACCCCGGCUACGGCGUGUACCAGGAAAAGGCAACGCUCAAGAUCAUUGGCGACUUGUCGUCCAUGGCAGAAGGCUGGACCCAGGAAGAAUGGGAAAACAAGCGCAGACUGGUGCUGUUCCGGAAGCAGCAGACCGGCAGCGUCUUGACAGUCAGCUUCAAGCCCGUGAGCGUGGCGGAGCGGCCGCCGCACAGCAUCUGCAUCAGCUGCAUUUGGUGGGAAGAGAAACAGGCGUGCUACGUAACAUCCGUUGACACCAUCCACCUGCUCGAGCAGCUCCUCGCCGCGCCGAACAGGUUUGGCGUCGACGAGAAGAACCGCAUCCGCAGAAACCUCGAAGGGUUCCGCCCGGCAACGGUCAGCAAAUCCCGCCCCGAGAGCGAGGAGUUCUUCAAGGUGAUCAUGGGCUUCGGGAACCCCAAGCCGCGCAACAUCGAGAAGGACGUGAAGGUGUUCCACUGGAAGGACCUGUCCGGCGCCCUCUACAAGAUCAUCUCCAAGUACAGCGCCUCGACGACGACCGUCAUGACGCCGACGACGUCGCCCCACGCCGCCACCACUAUGGGGCUCAGCGGCAGCUACCCGGCCCUGCCACCAACGCCCGUCUCCACGACGUCGAGCGCGGCGAACGACGGAUCCGCAGCUGCGGGCUAUUUCGGCGGCGGCAGCGGCGGUCACCACCACGCCGACUCGCUCACGAGCCCCCGCACGCUCACCGGCAGCCAUUCCUCGUGGGCUGCGACAUACGGUGGGGCGGGCAAGACAAUGUCUCCAGCCCUCAAGACCAGCUCUCCGGGCGCCGGCUCGAACCUGCGCCUAUCAACCGCGCUUCCUGUAGUAUACGACCACCGGGCCUCCACACACGGCCUGACCUCGCCGUACGGACUACCAGGGCCUUCAUCUCAUCACUCCCAAACCACUCCGACGCACCAUCACGGGCACGGGGGAGGCUACUCCCACGCCUCUGGGCCCCCCGUCUCCCAGGGUCAGUCGAGGAACUGGGACGGCUACUCCGUCGCAGAUGGAUACCACCCCAGUCAGGCUGCCAGCGGCCAGGCUCACGGGUCGGUGUAUGGUAGCGGAGGGUACGGGGAUGGGGCACCUCGUGCCUGAGCGCGUGACCCCUCCCUCCUGUAUCGACACACUCUCUUCCCCUGCAGAAGUGUCCAGGGUGGGGUGGAGGGGGCUUUCAGGAAGGAAGC
Molecule: messenger RNA, 2704 nt
Organism: Thermothelomyces thermophilus ATCC 42464
Lineage: Eukaryota; Fungi; Ascomycota; Sordariomycetes; Sordariales; Chaetomiaceae
Exons: 4
Coding region: 219-2615 (798 amino acids)
Cellular component (GO): nucleus
Source: RefSeq, a predicted model, not a curated record